AUGAAAAGUGUAUGCUCUUUAGGCCCUCAUAAUAUGCAAUGUGGUACAUUCUUUCACAUGUUCUGCCUCCCAGUCUACUAUCUGGCGAUAAGUCCCGCCUUACCCUCGGAAGACGAUGAAGGAAGCGGUUUUAAGAACAAUUCAGCUCGCGGUUUUACUCUACGGCCGGUGGACCCUGAUGCAGGGCUGGAUGAAACAUCGUUGCUGUGCGUAGGCCACCGUGGGAUGGGUGCCGAGAGAGUGGAGACGCCAGCCGAGGAGCAGUGGCCCGAGAACACCCUCCUUAGUUUCAAUAAGGCCGCUGAACUCAAUAUUCCAAUGGUUGAGCUCGACGUGCAGCCUCUGCGAGAAUCCAAUGACCUCGUAGUCUAUCACAGCUUCAAUAUUGCAACGAGACGUUGUAAUCGCGAUCAAUCCUGUGGCUGUCCUGAUUACGAGAUCGAUGUCUUUAGUGGCGAGUUAUUUUUUUGCAUUUCCGCUUGUUCAUCUUCCUGUCUGGUUUUUGAAAGACUUGUGAAUUGCACACAACCAUUUAUCCUACGAACCCAAGGCAAUGGACGGGCGAUUGUGUUGAGUACAUUCAAUGCCGACCUCUGCCUGGCUCUUCGACUUAAGCAGAUCACUUUCCCAGUGCUCUUCAUCUCCCGUGCGGGCUGUGAACAACUGUUUUCGACCUACGUUAAGUCACUACCUCCACCGCACUCAUCCACACGACUCCCACCACCACCGCAUUUGCUGGACCCGAGACAUCGCAAUGCAUUGGCAGUGAUUGAGUGGGCCCACUUGAUCGGAAUGGACGGAGUGGUGAUUCCCGGCAAACCACUGAUGGAGGCAACGGCUAAGAGCGCCGACCUUGCUCGUCGCAUGGCCGCUUUGCACCUUGCCUGCAUCCCUUUUGGUUCAUGCGUCUCUACCCCCGAUUUCAAGCGUCGUGCUGCCGAACUGGGACUCACUGGAAUCUGUAUCGACAACGUAUACCAAAAUGCUUGGUAG
Hydatigera taeniaeformis is the source of this 993-nucleotide messenger RNA. NCBI's taxonomy places the organism in Eukaryota, Metazoa, Platyhelminthes, Cestoda, Cyclophyllidea, Taeniidae. The record is from the annotation of a GenBank genome assembly.